Perognathus longimembris pacificus (Pacific pocket mouse) is the source of this 1877-nucleotide messenger RNA. RefSeq names its product synapsin II (gene Syn2). The record is from RefSeq and is a predicted model, not a curated record. Gene Ontology annotation, molecular function: ATP binding. The transcript is spliced from 13 exons. Gene Ontology annotation, cellular component: synaptic vesicle; synaptic vesicle membrane. Gene Ontology annotation, biological process: neurotransmitter secretion. The coding region runs from base 75 to 1850 and encodes 591 amino acids. NCBI's taxonomy places the organism in Eukaryota, Metazoa, Chordata, Mammalia, Rodentia, Heteromyidae.
CCCCCCGCCGCCCUGCGCCCCCCGCGCCCCCCGUGCCCCUCGCCGCCCCGCGUGCCCCCAGCCCCUCCAGCCAGAUGAUGAACUUCCUGAGGCGCCGGCUGUCCGACAGCAGCUUCAUCGCCAACCUGCCCAAUGGCUACAUGACCGACCUGCAGCGGCCCGAGCCCCAGCAGCCCCCGCCGGCCCCGGGCCCCGGCCCCGGCGCCGCCCCGGCCCCGGCCCCGGCCCCGGCCGCCCCGCCGGCCGCCUCCCCGGGCCCCGAGCGGAGGCCGCCGCCCGCCCAGGCGCCCGCGCCGCAGCCCGCGCCGGCGCCGUCGGUGGGCAGCAGCUUCUUCAGCUCGCUGUCCCAAGCCGUGAAGCAGACGGCCGCCUCGGCGGGCCUGGUGGACGCGCCCGCGCCCGCGCCCGCCGCGCGCAGGGCCAAGCUGCUGCUGGUGGUCGACGAGCCGCACACCGACUGGGCCAAGUGCUUUCGGGGCAAAAAAGUCCUUGGAGAUUAUGACAUCAAGGUAGAACAGGCAGAAUUUUCAGAGCUCAACCUGGUGGCCCACGCAGAUGGAACCUACGCCGUGGAUAUGCAGGUGCUUCGGAAUGGCACAAAAGUUGUCCGGUCCUUCCGGCCAGACUUUGUGCUCAUCCGGCAGCAUGCAUUUGGCAUGGCAGAGAACGAGGACUUCCGCCACCUGAUCAUUGGCAUGCAGUAUGCGGGCCUCCCCAGCAUCAACUCCUUGGAGUCUAUUUACAACUUCUGUGACAAGCCAUGGGUGUUUGCCCAGAUGGUGGCCAUCUACAAGACCCUGGGAGGAGACAAGUUCCCACUCAUUGAGCAGACGUAUUACCCCAACCACAAGGAGAUGCUGACACUGCCCACGUUCCCUGUGGUGGUGAAGAUUGGCCAUGCUCACUCAGGCAUGGGCAAGGUCAAAGUGGAAAACCACUAUGACUUCCAGGACAUUGCUAGUGUAGUGGCCCUCACCCAGACGUAUGCUACAGCAGAGCCGUUCAUCGAUGCCAAGUACGACAUCCGGGUCCAGAAGAUUGGCAACAACUACAAGGCUUACAUGAGGACCUCCAUCUCAGGGAACUGGAAGACCAACACUGGUUCUGCAAUGCUGGAGCAGAUCGCCAUGUCAGACAGGUACAAAUUAUGGGUAGAUACCUGCUCGGAGAUGUUUGGUGGCCUAGACAUCUGUGCUGUCAAAGCUGUCCACGGAAAGGAUGGGAAAGACUACAUUUUUGAGGUCAUGGACUGUAGCAUGCCACUGAUUGGGGAACACCAGGUGGAAGACAGACAACUUAUCACUGAACUGGUCAUCAGCAAGAUGAACCGGCUGCUGUCCAGGACUCCCGUCCUGUCUCCUCAGAGACCCCUAACCACCCAGCAGCCACAGAGUGGAACGCUUAAGGAUCCGGAUUCGAGCAAGACCCCACCUCAGCGGCCUCCCCCCCAAGGGGGCCCUGGGCAACCCCAAGGAAUGCAGCCCCCAGGCAGAGUGCUGCCUCCACGCCGGCUCCCCCCCGGACCAGCACUGCCACCUUCCUCCUCUUCCUCCUCCUCUUCCUCUUCCUCCUCCUCCUCUUCCUCGGCUCCUCAGAGGCCGGGCGGCCCCACCAUCGCCCACGGAGAUGCCCCCUCCAGCAGCGACUCCCCGGCAGAGGCCCAGCCGCCCCCGGGCCCGCCGCCACGGAAGCCCCAGCCUCACCCACAGCUCAACAAGUCGCAGUCCCUGACCAAUGCCUUCAGCUUCUCUGAGUCCUCCUUCUUCCGGCCUUCAGCCAGUGGGGACGAGCCCAAAGCGGAGACCAUCCGGAGCUUGAGGAAGUCCUUCGCCAGCCUCUUUUCAGAUUAGUCCUCGGGGCUCGGGGGCGCCCCGCCC